AUGUCGUCGCAGCCAGAGAACUACCUUCGCAAGUGGCUCUGCCGCGUUGACAACGGCAUUGAGUGCGAUAAAGCGUAUCCUCACUCCAACGAUGAAUUCAAAGUCCAUGUGCAAGCCGUGCACAAUUACAGCAACAGCGCCAGCCUCGAAGCCCACUAA
Molecule: messenger RNA, 159 nt
Organism: Aphanomyces astaci
Lineage: Eukaryota; Oomycota; Saprolegniomycetes; Saprolegniales; Verrucalvaceae
Exons: 2
Coding region: 1-159 (52 amino acids)
Source: RefSeq, a predicted model, not a curated record